AUGCCGUGUCUUUCACGCUACUGGCUACAACAAACUGGAUUUAUUCCUGGCGAGUGCUUACCUUCCUUGAACCUCAACGAGCAGCUGCUGUCGAGACGUUGUCUUGCCAUAAGUCAAGUUGUAACGAAGUUUGGCGUUGAAUUUUUUUGA
Plasmopara halstedii is the source of this 150-nucleotide messenger RNA. RefSeq lists its product as uncharacterized. Bases 1 to 150 code for a protein of 49 amino acids. Lineage: Eukaryota; Oomycota; Peronosporomycetes; Peronosporales; Peronosporaceae. The transcript is spliced from 2 exons. The record is from RefSeq and is a predicted model, not a curated record.